This is a messenger RNA of Peronospora matthiolae, 240 nucleotides long. The record is from the annotation of a GenBank genome assembly. NCBI's taxonomy places the organism in Eukaryota, Oomycota, Peronosporomycetes, Peronosporales, Peronosporaceae.
AUGUACGAAGGGAUUGACAAUCUGAAAUCCCUUUACGACCGUGCCGGGAAGACUUUCUCCGGCGGUCCUUCUGCGGCACAGGAUGUGCCGCGUCGUACUGCUCGACCAGAUCCAGUACGUCAACCAUCAGUUGGGAGCGGGUCUCCCAAGUAUCCCAGGACGGGGAUAGCCGCGCCACCGGACGAGAUAACUCAUCCGACGUCCGUUCACGUCGCGGUGGUUCAACAGCUGCUCAACUAG